Panicum virgatum (switchgrass) is the source of this 1271-nucleotide messenger RNA. RefSeq lists its product as uncharacterized. NCBI's taxonomy places the organism in Eukaryota, Viridiplantae, Streptophyta, Magnoliopsida, Poales, Poaceae. Bases 1 to 990 code for a protein of 329 amino acids. The record is from RefSeq and is a predicted model, not a curated record. The transcript is spliced from 2 exons.
AUGCCCGCCGACCUCCCCUGCCGCGCCGGCCACCCGAGGCUCCCCGCCGGCGGCCCUCCACGUCCUGCGAGGCGUCGUGGCUCCCUGCCGCGCGCGGUCCGCAAGCCCCCUCCCUGCCUCGCGCGGGUGCCUGCCGGCCGCGUCUGGUCCGGGCCGCCGCCGCCGCCGCAUCCCCGCCGGCCACCGCUCCGUCUAGCCUCCUCACCGGUCUCCGCUCCCCCGCCCGAGCUUUCCCGCCGCCCCCCGGUCGAGCUGUGGUCCGUGGGAUGGAUGCAAAUACUUCCGAGCAGCAGCCACAGAAUCCAAGUGCCACAAAAUCCAAGUGAGGCAGCAGAGGCAUCAGUUCCAUUAGAUGUGUUACCUGAUGAUGAUGAGAGACUAUAUCCUGAGUUUGUUGGCAAUUUGCCACAAUUCGAAGAAACAGAUGAGGAGGAGGAGGAGGAGAAUAAUGACAUGGCUGUGAAUGGGGAUGAUGAGGAUGUAGAUGACUUCCCGAUGAUUGAAUAUGACAAAGAGAAUCCUUCUCUUGAAGAGGGCAGUGUAUUUCCAUCAAUGGUUGCUUUACGGAAUGCACUUGCUACCUACUGUCUUAAGAAUGAAUAUGAUUACGAAAUCGACAAGAGUGAGCCAAGAAGAUUAACUGUGCAUUGUGUCUUCAAGAGGUGUCAAUGGAGGUUGCAUGCCUCCCCAAUGAGGAAUAGCAGAAUCAUUCAAGUCAAAGUGAACCCGCAUCGUCACUCUUGUCCAAGUGCUGAAAGGAAAGCAUCAUUGAAGUUGUGUAAGAGUAGGUGGUGUGGUGAUGUAGUGUUGCCAUGGGUGACAGAGAAUCCAUCUAUUGGCCCCACUGAAUUAGUGAAGAAAAUCAAAGAGAAGUAUAGUGUUGAGGUCCCUUACAUGAGGGUAUUCUAUGGAAAAGAACAGGCUCUGGACAUGAUUUAUGGUCCUUGGCAAGAAAGUUUCAAGUUGCUCUACACUUACAAAGCUGGAUAAGAAAAAGAGAGAAUUUAGAUAUCCAGUGGACUUGGAAAAGAGGACAUGUACUUGUAGAAAGUGGCAGAUGACCGGGUUGCCGUGCAUCCAUGCCCUCUUCUUCAUUACUUCUCUUCGUGGUUCAGCUGCCGAAAUAGAUCAGUAUGUACAUGAGUACUACUCAGUGGCCAAGUUUAAUGCAACCUAUGCUGAAAAUGUACCUUCUAUAGAGGCAAAGCAUCAGUGGGACAUUGUUGAUCCAGGUUUCGUGAUGCAUCCUCCAAUUCAAGGAAGAGCACCGG